Molecule: messenger RNA, 1558 nt
Organism: Panonychus citri (citrus red mite)
Lineage: Eukaryota; Metazoa; Arthropoda; Arachnida; Trombidiformes; Tetranychidae
Gene: mRpL46
Product: 39S ribosomal protein L46, mitochondrial-like
Exons: 5
Coding region: 248-1144 (298 amino acids)
Cellular component (GO): mitochondrial large ribosomal subunit
Molecular function (GO): structural constituent of ribosome
Source: RefSeq, a predicted model, not a curated record
UUUACCUUUUUAUUGACAAUUUAUCGAUUAUUUGUUUCUCUUGUGUCACGAAUUAACCUUUUGACGUUUUAGCUUUUCAUUCAUGGAUUUUCAUUUGUUUCAUUCUCACUCACAUGGAGUUUAUAUGUUAAUUUAAAAAGAAGCGGUUGUGUAUUGAUCACAACUCCAUCUACGGAUUAUCACAUUGGAUUCAUAGGUUUAAAUCAUUUCUAUUUGUGUGGAAGCUUUAAUUUUGGGGGUUUUCAAAAUGCAAGUCAGAUUACUUGCUGGUUCCAUUGUUGAUACUUUUGGUCUUCGGUGUUAUUGUUCAUCUUCAUCAAAAUGGGACAUUUUUGCUGCUCUCUGUUUGGAGAGAAGACCGAUCAUCGUUCCUGAGAUGAAUAUUAUCGAGAAAGCAAUGCACAAUUUAACGUUAAAUUAUGAAAAUAGUCGAAGUCUAUUAAGUGAUCAUGAGGUUAAGAUGAUCAGAGAUAAAGAACGACUUGAGAGAUUAUCUUCUGGUGCUGAAGUUUCCUCUGAAGAUUUCGAUCAAGCAGCACUGGAAACUGCCCAAGAAUUUGAAGACAAAUUUAACGAAGAGCUGAAGAAACUUGAAUUAGCUCCUAGAAAAACAAAAGACGAUGAGACAAGUAACUUCAAAUCAUUGAAUCGAUGUCUAGAUCAUAGAUUAUUAUUUUUUAUCAAUUCGCAAGUUGGUAAUCAUGAUAAAUGGACAUUACCUUUUGUCAAAAUUGAUAAACAAUCAUCUCUGAGACAAGCAAUCGAUGAACUUACCUCACAGUUAUUCCCAGAAAAUCAAUUAACACUCAGAGUUCUUGGAAAUGCUCCUCUAGCUGUUUAUACUUACAAAUAUGGAGCCAAAAACAGAAAAACUCUCGGUGCCACUGGAGCUAAAGUGUUCAUUUUAAAAGCUUACCACCUUAACGGUACACCACAAAUGGUGGAAUCAAACAAGUCACUUUUCCAUGAUUACAAGUGGUUAACAAUCAACGAAUCCCGUAAAAUAAUACCUUCUGCCUUUUGGAAAGUACUUAGACGAAGUCAUGUUAUCGACACCGUUCCAGAAAAUGUCGUGAAAGCCUCACUGGCCGUGGUGACCAGAAAAAAGGAAGAAUCAAAAGUGGCCGCUCAUUCUAGCAAUUAGAAUUACCAAUUAGAUAAACCAACUGUUAAGCUUUGGCCUACAAAAAGAAUGAGAUUUUCACUCAAUUUCGGCAUCUUUUUCACCACCUUUUUUAAUUGUUAUUUGUUUUAAUUGUUUCACGGUUGAUUACUAACUCACCUGUUGCUUCAGCUUCCAGGUAUCAAGUAAAUCGUUGAUUGUUAACCAUACGAAUCGUUUGAAAUCACCACCAACAACCACAUGCCGAAAACUAAUAUUAUGAAACAAAUGAAACAACGGAAACACAAACAAUCAGGAUCAACAAUGGAAUGAUUGUUGAUUCUGUCAUUUGAAUCUGUGGUGAUUUCAAUCAAUUAAAUUGAUGUCGAUUGCAAGAGUGUGUAGAAAAUUAAAUUAAAUUAAAAUAAAAAAGAGAAAAAUAUUGAUCAAUAAAAA